AUGGCUCGUGCUCCACUCCCGGAGCAGGAGCUCGAGCUCGUGGCCACCUUCCGCGAGGUGGUCCUCGCAGGCUGGGCGAGCGCCGUGCGGCCUCGGCCCCGUGGUAUGAGGUCGUCGUUCCCGGUGGGCGAGAUCCAAGAGUCCAGGGAGCUCGUUCCGACCAAAAGCCUGGACUCCCGCCCGGAUGGAUCACCUUGGCUCGGUUCCAUGGACCGCAUUCUCACUCCCUUGUCUCUGGACGACCUCGGGCGUUUCUCCCUCGGGCCCGCCGUACACGACGUGAGGGCAGUCAUCGGGGACACGGUGUGCAACGCGAUGCCCUACUGCAUCUGCCCUGCUACGCGCACCAUUGUCCUUGUCCAGCAUGAUCCUGGUUUCUCUCCCACGGAUGCGCCCUUCAUGUUUGUGGGACAGCGACAGAGUGUAAAGCGAAUUGUCGCAGUCCCGUGGCAACAGGCAAUUGCUUUGGCUGAGUCCCUUCCAGAGGCGAAGGACAUGGGCCCCGUGCUGCUCAUUCAGAUGACUGGCCGCUGUGGUUCCACCGUCUUGACGAAAGCAUUGGAGUGGCUGGAUGUGGGCUGCCAGUCUGUGUCCGAGCCGGACUUCUUCGCUCACGUGCACGAGAUGCUUGAGCGAGGUCUUUGCUCGCGCGAGGAAGCUGUUCGCGUGACCCGGGCUGCUGUUCUGAUGCUGGUGCACCAGAGACGGCGAUCACAUCCGGACAAGCAGGUUGUCGUCAUCAAGAACCGAACGUUGGCACCCCUUUGGCGCUCUUGCGAUUUGAUGCCCGAAGCGCUGCCACAAGUACAACAGCUCUUCCAGUGGCGGACGGUGGAGGACGUGAUUGGCUCGUUCAAUGCAGCUACGGAGUCUAAUAUGGUUUCAGGUUCUGCUAAAUACCUCGCUCAGCACAGCAUGGACGGUGUAUUCUGGCCCCUCAGUGGCAGCCCUGCGGUGCGGUGGAUGGAGCGCAUGGACACGGCUCUGCGUGAGGAUCCUCUCUUGGCGUUACCAGGGUUGGAGCUGCCAGAUCUGAGUCCGCAUCAUUUUGCACGUCAUGGGGCGUUGGGCUUUCUCACGUUCAUGAGCAUCGUGGACUCGCAUGUCGCAGUUGCUCUGGGCCAGCGCGGGUUAUUCGCGCACACGCUCAAGUAUGAGGACUUGAUGGAGCGCAAGUCUGCCGCCGUGCGUGAGCUCUUGGAGGCUCUCGGCUGGCUGCACCUGGUUCCGAACGCCUCUGUCCUGGGCACGCCCGAGGCGGACCAGGUGUUUCUUCGGGAUGCACAUGCGGGUGGUGGCCUCGCCAAGGGCAGCGGGACUACCUUGGGGGGCGACAUGAAGCAGCUGGAGAGGUCGAAGCUGGCCGCAGCCUCUGGCCAGGGCGCCCGCGAGAACGCGCACCUGCCACAGCACCGUGCGGAGGUCGUGCGCGGAUUGAUGCGGCGCCAUGCGCUUCUGCAGCACCGCGGGUACAACUUGGACACCAGCCAGACCGACGGUGAGCUCAAGAAGCCCGAGCACAAGAGCGUGGAAUGUUGGUCAGGGAAGAGUGUCCUCGGUGGUGCUUGA
Messenger RNA from Prorocentrum cordatum, 1569 nucleotides. The record is from the annotation of a GenBank genome assembly. NCBI's taxonomy places the organism in Eukaryota, Dinophyceae, Prorocentrales, Prorocentraceae.